AUGGACUAUGUUUUGGAUGGUGUAGAAUUUUCUUUUCUUUACACUGUAAAGCAAGGUGGAGUCCCAUCUCAUGAUAAAGACAUUAGCCUAUUUUCUCUUGAUGUUCCACAUAACCUGGCGAUAGCGGCAAAAGAGGCUCAGUCCUUCGAACCUGCUCCCUUCCCUUCCAUAACCUUGGAACCUCAGUCCCUGAGGGAAAAGUCAUUUGAAGAUUGGAGCAAAUGUGAGUGGCAGGGAAUAGGUGUCUUAUUUCAAGACAAACCAAUGGGCUAA
Messenger RNA from Nezara viridula (southern green stink bug), 273 nucleotides. The record is from the annotation of a GenBank genome assembly. NCBI's taxonomy places the organism in Eukaryota, Metazoa, Arthropoda, Insecta, Hemiptera, Pentatomidae.